AUGGCUCAAUUAAAUGUUAAACUUCUAGCUUUGUUAUUAGUCACUUUGGCUACUGUUAUUUCUGCCAAAACACACAAUGUUACGGUUGGUAGUGGUGGUGAAUUGUCAUUUUCUCCGAAUGAGGUUAAAGUAAAAGUUGGUGAUAAGGCUGAUUCGACGGGAACAAUUACAAUCACUAAAGAUACACCAAAAAAACUCGGAUUUUUCUGUGAUGUUAGUACACACUGUAAAGAUGAUGGUAUGAUGGGUGUCAUAAUUGUCAAAGAAUGA
Racocetra fulgida is the source of this 270-nucleotide messenger RNA. Lineage: Eukaryota; Fungi; Glomeromycota; Glomeromycetes; Diversisporales; Gigasporaceae. The record is from the annotation of a GenBank genome assembly.